UGUUUGCAUCCUUGUCUGAGGUGAAUAAAGAUACUUCAAGAGAUGAGUACUUCAUAUUUAACUGGCUGGAUGUUUUUGAUCCUGUGAUGUUCACCCCUCCGUCUCCUUGUGCUUUGUUCCUUCUCUGGUGACAUUAAAGAGCUUGUGUCAGCAGAGAUGUUGGCAGGUGCGUUGGUUCUGAGCACCAUCAUGACUGCUUUACCAGGUGUCCAGAGCAGGUGGAGUGUGUCAUUCUCCAGGAAGGAGAUCUGUGUGUGGGCAGGGACAGCUGUCACUCUGCCGUGCCGCUAUGACUACCCAGCAGGCCACACUGUGAAGCGGGUCAUGUGGUUCCGUGUGUCUCCGGAGGGUCGCAGGGAGUUCACCCACCACAGCGACCCAGACAACAUCAGCCUGUCAUACCGUGGACGUACACGCUACAUAGGGGGCAGUUAUUCCAGCUGUUCAGUCCAGAUUCGGAGUGUGAAGUUGAGUGACGCAGGCCAGUAUCAUUUCAGGUUUGAGACAGACCAGCCACUGGGGAGAUGGACCUCCCCUGACACUAUCACCCUCGAUGUCACAGAUCUCCAGGUCCAAGUGCAUCCAGCCAGGCCCGCCAACAUGUUUGGCUUUGGAGAGACCGUGUUUGUAGGCUGUGAGGCCACAGGAUGUGCUGCUCCAGGACGGAGCCUCGCCCUGUACAGGAAUGGACUGAACCUUGGAUCCUUUGAGAAAUGGAUGAUUAUCAACCGCUUCGACCAGCAGCAGGCUGGGGUCUACACCUGUCGGCCAGUCCCACCACAGAAGGUGCAGUCCCUCCCCCUCUCCCUGGCUCUGGGAUAUGGCCCUCACUCCACCUCCAUUACAGUCUUUCCUGUAGGGGACGUGUCGGAGGGGGCAUCGGUCACCUUGACCUGCAGCAGUGAUGCAGCUCCACCUGUAGAAAGCUUUGCAUGGUUCAAAGACAUGGAAAGUGGCAGCAUCCCAGACAGUUUUAGGCCUCAGCUGCAUCUGUCCCACCUCAAACACACUGACAGAGGAGAGUACUUCUGUGUAGCUCGCAACUCACUGGGAACAGACCGCUCCAGACCACUUCUACUUAAUGUCACUUACUCUCCAAAGAGUACACGUGUGGUGGUGAUUCCCCCAGGUGACGUCAGAGAAGGCUCAUAUGUAAACUUGAUCUGUGUCAGCAAUGCAAACCCUCCUGCCAGCAGGUACACAUGGUAUCACAUCCUAGGUGACCAGGUUCUGUCUAAAGGGACAUUGCAGAACCUGACCUUCCCAUCAGUGCGUGCUCACCAUGCUGGUCAGUACUACUGCACUGCAUCAAACCGACUGGGACACCACACCUCCCCUGUAGCUACACUCUCCGUACUCUACCCUCCUAAGAACACCUCAGUUCUGGCUCGCCCCUCAAGUGUGGUGGAUGCUGGCCGACCUUUGACUUUGACCUGCAUCAGUCAGGCCAACCCAGCAGUGGACAACUUCACAUGGCACCGUUUAGCUCUGGACGGAGGCUCUGUACAAUCCUGGAGUACAAAGUCCAGUCCUGUCUUCACCUUCUCAGAGGUCAGCCCAGGAGAGAGCGGGCAGUACUACUGUGAGGCCAGGAAUCGAAUUGGAGCCCACAGUUCUCCUGUUCUCAUUGUGCGAGUCCGAGGUCGUCUUAAGGUCAUUGCCUUAGCCUCUGCAGUAGGAGUGUCUGCUGGACUCAUCACCCUCACUGUGGCCAUUAUGAUCAGCAAGAACAUGCACAGAGUGGACAUGGAGUUGGUAGAAGUAGGUAACAAGCGUACAUCGGUGACAGAUGACACCCUGUUCCAUGAGUCAGCCCAGCAUACCUUCCCAGAAAGGAAGGGCAAGAUGUCCGACAUACCUGAAGAGCAAGAGGACUUGAGUGACAGCUCCCACCCCUCCAUUGUUCCACUAAAGGAUUUUCCACCAAUCACAGAAGUUGAAACUUGCAGCCCCGCCCCCAACUACAUCACAGUCCAUUACUCCAGUGCAGACCAGGUACAGGUCGAAAACCUGCCACCGGGUGGCGGUAAAAAGCCAAAGGACUCCUCCAAAGUUGUUUACACUUUACUGCCCCAGCCUCAUCACAGAUAGAGCUGAAGGAGAUCUACCGCAGCACAUCAGUCUUCCUCAUGUGAAGCAGUCACUUUGCUUCCAUAUACCCAGAGAGGACCGUGAGACUGGAAACAGCCCCUUGUCAACUCUAAAACUGCCUUAACACUGCUCUGGGUCAGACAUGUUGUUAUGAGAUUUUCCAUGCUUCUUCAGACCAUGAAGGCCACAUGUGGUCCUGCAACUGAAUGGGAGUCCUGCCUGUGCACUGUGCUGCAUGUCUUUCGUGUAUUUUUCUAUGUGUCUUCCCACAGUCUGCUGUCUGACAAAGUGAAACUCUCCUAACACCAACACUGAGAGCCGCUUGCUUGCAUUCAUAUCCACAGUACAGGCUACAACUACUGCUGUCUUUUAAUUGAUACUUGACAGUGAAAUUUCCAACCUAGAAUAUGUAGAUAUGACACAGUAUGACUGCUACAUUAUCCGUUGCAUCCUCAGACUACAAAAAAACUAGUCAUUAUUUGUUUUUAAAUCAAAUUCUCUCCAAUAUAAAUGACAGUAUGGUGACAGACAACAGUGGACAACCCCUGACAUGUAUAAAGAAUAUGCACUCUCUGACACAUAUGGAUUUCCACUGUAUUCAGCAAUGCUCUAAAUAGGUUUGCUGUGGUUGCUGAUGCUGAAACAUUGACUUUAUUUAUACAGUGUAGCUUGCCCCCACUAUAUCAGUUUUUUCUGAUUUUUUAUGAAUUUAAAGCUAAGCCAGUGAUGAUGCAAGUUACUUGUUGUAGUUUGUUACAUUAAAGAGAAAGAAAACUAACAUGUUAUAUCUUGAAGGUAUGUUAUAAUUUUUUGCUAUUCACAAACAAUUAACAGCACUGACUGAUUAAUGAAAGGCUUUGUUUGAGGAGACAGUAAAGUUAGAGGGUUACCGUAAUGCUUUAGGUGUGUUUCUUGAAAGUUCGAUUUAGAUUUUCCUCUAAGAGCAGAAAAAACACUUCAUGCUUUGUGAAACUGGAAUCAACCCAAUGUACUAACUUAAAGAUAAGGCUGGUCAUUUUCUUUAUUAACAGUAUUUUCAACCCUCCCCAUACAGAGAAUAAAAUGGCUAGUGAAUUUCCUCUACUCAGUGUUUAUGUCUGUCACUGUGUCAGUCCUGGAUCAUUUUAUUCGUCUGUGCCAUAGACAGCCAUUGUUGUACAAAAACAAUUAAAACACAUCAGUGAAACACACUGCUGCACAGGGUGACAUGUUUCUUCAUUAGUAAACACCAGACCUGAGAGUGAUGAGCUAGUGGAAUGUAAACAAAGCAGAGAGUUUGUGCAAAAUCUCGCACAUGGUGUUCAUGACUUG
Molecule: messenger RNA, 3402 nt
Organism: Monopterus albus (swamp eel)
Lineage: Eukaryota; Metazoa; Chordata; Actinopteri; Synbranchiformes; Synbranchidae
Product: B-cell receptor CD22
Exons: 18
Coding region: 157-2091 (644 amino acids)
Source: RefSeq, a predicted model, not a curated record